Molecule: messenger RNA, 5188 nt
Organism: Esox lucius (northern pike)
Lineage: Eukaryota; Metazoa; Chordata; Actinopteri; Esociformes; Esocidae
Gene: anln
Product: anillin, actin binding protein
Exons: 24
Coding region: 153-3839 (1228 amino acids)
Biological process (GO): septin ring organization; mitotic cytokinesis; actomyosin contractile ring assembly
Cellular component (GO): actomyosin contractile ring
Source: RefSeq, a predicted model, not a curated record
AUUUUGAACAGAUGUUGUCAAAAACUAGAGAAACGGAGGGGUCGGGAGUGGCGAUACGACUGCUAACUAACUAGCUGCCAGCAUUGGCAAAUUAAGAUAAAUAAACGACGAUUACUUCUGAAGUUAUAUAUUUGAAAUAGAAACGUAUAGGAAUGGAUCCGUUUACCGAGAAACUCCUGGAAAGGACCCGCGCUCGCAGGGAGAACCUGCAGAAGAAGAUGGCAGAAAGGCCUACUGCUGCUAACAGGCACAUUGUCAAGAGAGCCAGGGAGCCUCUGGCUGAGACCUGCAACAGUCUGUCCACAGACCCUGUCAGUGACAAAGCCCCCCACCCAUCUACCAAGCCCUCUCCCUCCAAGCGAAGUCGUUCAGGUGAACUUGGCCAGCCCCCCGUUGUUGGGGAGGAGAACAGGGAGCCUGCGAUGCCUCCUCGCAUUAUGACCCCUACCCUUACAGACCCCCAGACUGACAGGAAGCCCCCAGCGGGCCCGGAGAGGGUGGCGCUCCCCCCUGCCAUAGCUACCCUUCCUGAACCAAAGCCCAUGGUGGCGGCACAGCUUGUCCCUGAGCAGGCCGAGCCCGUAGCAUGCUCUGUCUCAGAUACCGAAAAGGUAGCUCCAGGGCCAAGGGGCACUAGGGCUGUGGAGGUGGUGCCUGCUAGCCCAGUUCUACAGAGGAACAGAGAGGGCCAGACAGAGGCUUCCACCCCUGCUGCCAUAAAGUCUCGUCUGGCCCGACUGGCUGAACAAAGGCAGUACUGGGAUUCUGAGGGUACCUCCAAUGAGGUUCCAGACGUCCCUCUGGCUUUGUCCCCGGUGAAGACGCAGAGGCAGGCUGAGGCCCCGGUCCCCACUGCUGUUCCAUCUGUGUCCUCAGACGCCCCGUUAGGUAGAAGGGGCCGGCUGGCCAACCUUGCUGCCACCAUUGGGUCCUGGGAGGAUGACCUCAGCCACGCAGCCCCCUGUGGCAAUGGAGGCCAAAACCAUGCACAAGGGAAGCCGGGCAGCGCCACUACUACUGCCCCGGCGUGGAAGAGAGAUGCUGGUGCUACCGCCAAGCCCGGCUCUUCUGCAGCGGACCGGACACAACUCAGUCAAACAUCAAACUGCAAGUCAGUUCUUGGUUCCAAUCAGCCGCAGUCAGUCCACUCACCACUAAAGUCCAACAAAGUGGUUCCCCCUAGCCCCCAGAAGACUGAGGUAUCUAAAGCCAGACCUGCUCUGCAGGCUGGUGGAAGACUGCCGUCACCUGUUUCCAGUGCUCAGAAGGGUUACCAGGGGGCCAUGUUCCCCUCUAGCCCCCAGAAAGUGACCCACUCUCUAGCCUCACCUGUUUGUCAGAGCCCCCUGAAAAUCCAGACACCGCCUAGAGGUCUGGAGGUCACAGCCAGCCCUAAGAAGACAGAGCUCCCCCCAAAGCCCUGUAGCACUGGACUGUCAGUGUUGCAGACAAGGGAGAGGUUGACCAAGACGACCACCCCGGCCUCGCCCCUGCAGCAGAGAGCCACUGCUGGGGCAACUGGAACUCCAGUAGUCAAGUCGUUCAUGGAGCGUUUUGGGGAAAGGUGCCAGCAGCGUUCUGGCUUGAGUUCCCCUGCUACAGGCCAGGGUGCUGCCGCUCGUACCCUGGCCGUAGUGAACCCAUCUGGGGAAGGACUGGCUGGCCGUACGUCUGUGGUGAGCCAGUCUGUGACCCCUAACACCAAGCUUGUGCAGGAGAGGUUGAAAGCUGCUCAGGCUGCCCACACUGCCACUGCCGACCUAACACUGAAACAGAAACUGGAGCGUGAGUCCGAACUCGCUCAGAUUCGCAACCGCUUCAAUAAAGGGAACAACACGCAGAAAGAUGAAGAGGCAGAUACCCAGACUCAGACUAAUGUCAAGGAUCUGAAUCAGAAGCCUGAGGAAAGACCCGCCGCUGUGUCCCAACCCGAUGACGAGCCAACUGCCCUGCCCCUGGACAUCCUCAGCAGUUCACCCAAUAAACCUACAUUGUCUGCUGUUACCAGCACCCCAACCACCAGCCCUGUGAAGAGAGUGGAGUUCUCUAUGAAGAAGGCUUUUAAGGAAGAGAACCAGGAGGCUUCACCAGACAAAGGAGAGAGUCGUGAGAUAGAGAUGAAUGUGGAUCAGUCCAUUAACUCGGAUAUGAUCAACGACAUCUUCGCCGGGGUUCACGAUAAGAGCGAGGACCAGAGUGAUGAGGAGGGCGAGGGAGAUGAGGAAGAAGAUAAACUGAACAUCUCCUCUAUGUCCAUUCUGGCCCCCUUUGCUGCGACUGUGGCUGAGGUGAUCAAGAGUCCAGUGAGGAAGAUGAUGACAUCAACACCGGCCAGUUCAUUUAACGCUAAGAGCCAGACUCCUGAAAGUGUGACCAGACCUAGUAAGUUCCAGAGGGCUCAAAUACCCAGGGAAGGAGACGAACACCAUGAUCAAAACCUGCCGUACAGUAUUGAUGCCUACAGGUCGACCAGGGUCAAGGACAAUACGGAGCGUCCCCAUGUCAAGCAGGUCAUCGUGAGGAAAGAGGACGUGUCUCGUAGAGCAGCAGAGGAAGCCAGGAACCAAGGACACACCAGCAUUAGACAAAAGAUGAAGGUUCUGACCAAUGAAAUGAACCUGCAGCAGACUGUGAUUAGCCAGGCCAGCCAGGCCCUGAACUGCUGCACUGAUGAGGAGCAUGGGAAAGGUUCUCAUGUGGAGGCAGAGGCUGAGAGACUGCUACUGAUAGCCACGGAGAAGCGAGGGGCUCUGAUGGUCGAGCUGGAGCGACUGAAAAAAGAGGGUCCCAGCGGGCAGCAGGUUGGGGACAUGGGUGUCUCAGCCUCUAAAGGCUCCAUCUCUAUUCUUGAACUCCGGCUGCCCCUCAAGGCUGACUUUGUCUGCUCCACUGCUAACAAGCCAGAAUUAUCCUGUCAUUACUUCUUCAUCAUGAUCCGUGCUGGCGCUGAGAACACUGUCGCAACUCCCCUAGCCAGCACACGUAGCUCUAUCAGUGGAGAUGCCAUCACCUUCGCUACCAAGUUCACCCUGCCUGAUGUCUCCAAUGACUUUGCCAUUGAUAUUGAAGUUUACUGCCUAGUGCAGAAGCGUGAGUUGUGCCCUGACAAGAAGAAGAAGCAGCUCAGCAAGUCAAAGGCUAUCACUCCCAAGAGGUUCCUUGCCAUCACUAAGAGCAGUCAGACCCCAGUUGUGGCCAGUCCUGGAGGCCCUAAUGCUGUCCGGACCAGUAACUUUGUUCUGGUUGGGUCUCACAAGCUAACUUUAGCCUCCAUUGGGAAAAACAAGUUCCCAUUGGAGAAGAUCAAAUAUGAAGGCAGUGAGAGAGAGCUUCUGAGAGACAUGUUUCACAGCAAGGUGCCCUUCCUUUGCCCCCUGGAGGGCCACAUCUACCUGAAGAUGCAGUGUGAGGUGGGCUCCUUGGUGGAGGAGAAGGGAUUCUUGACUAUGUUUGAAGACGUGAGUGGGUUUGGAGCAUGGCACAGGAGGUGGUGUGUCCUGUCAGGGUACUGCAUUUCCUACUGGACCUAUCCUGAUGAUGAGAAACGCAAGAAUCCAAUGGGCCGGAUCAACCUGGCCAACUGCACCAGUCGUAAGGUAGAGCCAGCCAACAGGGAAUUCUGUGCUCGGCCAAACACCUUUGAACUGAUCACUGUUAGACCGCAGAGAGAGGGUGACAGAGAGACGCUGGUCAGCCAGUGUAAAAACACCAUGUGUGUCACCAAGAAUUGGCUGAGUGCUGACACCAAGGAUGAGAGAAACCUGUGGAUGCAGAAGCUCAACCAGAUUCUAGUGGACCUGCGCAUGUGGCAGCCGGACUCUUGCGUCAGGCCUGUGUGAAAGCAGAUCACCCAGGCAUUAACUUGACUUAACCACAGUGCAUGGCUGUGGCUCUCAUGGACUGUCCGUAUUAGAGACACUUACGUUCACCAAGUGCAAUAUAGUAUGAGAGCUACUGAAUAAGAUUUACAGGUGGAAGGCAUUUUUAGAAGGGCUUUAUUGAACAGAGAAAAAUAUACAGUAAGUGUGUGAAAAUAAAGCCAUACUUUCAGUUAUUUCAGAUAUUUCAGUAUUGACUAGGGCAGCUGGUCCUUGUACACAGUCCAUGCUGACGUUGUAUUUUAUGCAUUUCCAAAAUGGUAGGUGGCCAUACUCUCUUGCAUUUAGUUUUUUGAUGCUUUUAAUCACAUUUUUUCCUAUCUAUGGCUAGAUGCGUUGAAUUUGAUUUAGUCUUGAUCUGUUGGUGACACGGUGAAACACCUGAAUUUUCUGUAUAUUCAUAAAUAAAUACCCCACUUUCAUCGUUUUGGGUUAAUGGCAGGAUUUGAGAGCACUGCGGAACAACAGUAACACUUUAUCAAAGUUUUUUUUAUUUUAGCCACAUGUUUUUCCACUUCAAUACCCUUUGUGGUUUUUCUGUCCUUUCUGUUUGCAAUCUUAGCUGUAGUUUAUCAUGUUGCGUACCAUUGUCUUUUUGGCUGUGAAUGACACUACCAGCCAGAACAACUGCAUGUUGUUUGAUCUUAUAUCAGUGUCUUUUAUAAUUUUUUAUUUGUCUGAGUUUUAAAUUGUUACAGCCAAACUGUGGGCGUGGAUUCAGAUUAUUAUAUUUUUGCAAAUCUUUUUUGUUGUACAGGCAGAUUUCUAUUGUCAUAUGUUAUUGUUUACGCUACACAUACUAAUGUCAAAAAGUGCAACAUUCUCAGUCCAGGUUUUAAGCAUGUUUUUGGAGAACUGAUAAUAUUCACUUUGAGAUAUUGCAGGGAUUUCUUAGGGGGGGAUGCUUAUCAUCUUAUUUAAUGCACACACUUUCUUUUUUUCUUGUUGGCUGUUUAACACCAAAUUCUAUCUACAUUUCAGGCUUUACUGGAAUAUCAAGCACUCCAAAUAUUCCUAAAACAGUAGAAUUUUUUGAAAUUAAUAAUUUUAGAAUAAAAUCUUUUCUGUGGUGACUGAAAAUAAUUUAACCCCCACCUAAGAUCUAGACCCUGUAACCAGGUUCCAGGACUAUGUAAAUGGUUCUCUGAUAAUUUUUUUUGCAGGUAAAUUUAAAGAAUUCUCCCAAACAUACCUAGAAAGAAAGUGUUGAAUAAGGGGGUUUGUAAAUGUCUUAUAUUUGCAGGUAAUCCACUACAUAAUAUUUCUGAAAUGGGUAAUGAGACUUGAAUAAAUGCCAGCUUUAAACACUA